Messenger RNA from Medicago truncatula (barrel medic), 2648 nucleotides. RefSeq lists its product as uncharacterized. The coding region runs from base 158 to 2368 and encodes 736 amino acids. The record is from RefSeq and is a predicted model, not a curated record. The transcript is spliced from 10 exons. Lineage: Eukaryota; Viridiplantae; Streptophyta; Magnoliopsida; Fabales; Fabaceae.
AUGACGUGGAAACUGGAAAGAAGUUGAGAGAAACAUGAAAGGUAGGGAGCGUGGAAGAUCUCAAUUAUCGAAUGAGAAGAAAGAAAGUAAAGUUGGCGCCGAUUUGCGAUCAUGAAAGAAAACGAAAUCAAUAGAACUGAAUCAAUUUGUAGAAGAAAUGGAAACCGAGGAAGAAACCACCACCACCCCCACCACCAACGGAGGCGUUAAGUUAGGAAUGUGGGAAACUAUCCUCCGUAAUCACCACAACUCUUUGAAAUCUCUCUUCCAUCUUAAAAAACCCGAUUCCAUCAUCACCGAUCACUCCUCCGUCAAUUCCCCCAAACCUAUUCCUCAACUCUCUCCCAUCGCCAACGAAGUCGUCUCCACCUCUUCCAAGAUUCUUGGAGUGUCUACAAAUGAAUUACAACACGCGUUUGAUUCCGAACUUCCUCUUGGAGUGAAAGAGCUUUUAACAUACGCUAGACACCUUGUUGAAUUUUGUUCGUUUAAAGCUAUUCAGAAAUUGAGUAGAACUUCUGAUUAUUUGAGUGAUUCUGAGUUUCGUCGUUUCACGUUUGAUGUUAUGCUUGCUUGGGAAGCUCCUAGUGUUCAUGCUGAUCAACUCGUAACGGAAUCUCCUACUAGUAAUGAUGAAACUGUUGGUGAUGAGGAUGAUGCUUCAUUGUUUUAUUCUAGUUCCACAAAUAUGGCAGUUCAGGUUGAUGAUAAGAAGACAGUUGGUCUUGAGGCCUUCUCACGUAUAGCUCCUGUUUGUAUUCUUAUUGCUGAUAUAAUAACUGUCCACAAUCUUUUCGAUGCGCUCACCAAUUCUUCCGGACGUAGACUCCACUUUCUUGUUUAUGAUAAAUACAUAAGAUCCCUUGAUAAGGUUAUCAGGAAUUCUAAAAAUGUUCUGGCCAGUUCUGUUGGAAAUCUUCAACUUGCUGAAGAAGAGAUAGUACUGGAUGUUGAUGGCAUAAUUCCGACUCAACCAGUUCUUCAACAUAUUGGAAUUGCCGCAUGGCCUGGGCGUUUGACCCUGACCAAUUAUGCUCUGUACUUUGAGUCACUUGGCGUUGGUGUGCAUGAGAAAGCUAUUCGGUAUGAUCUGGGCGCAGACAUGAAACAGGUCAUAAAGCCUGAAUUGACUGGACCCCUUGGUGCUCGUCUAUUUGAUAAAGCUGUGAUGUACAAGUCAACUUCUGUAGCAGAGCCUGUUUACUUUGAAUUCCCUGAAUUUAAAGCGAACUUGCGACGUGACUACUGGUUGGACAUAAGUCUUGAGAUACUACGUGCACACAGAUUUGUCAGGAAGUUCGGCCUUAAAGAUACACAGAAAUUAGAAGUACUUGCCAGGGCUAAUUUAGGCAUCUUCCGCUAUCGCGCACUCAAAGAAGCUUUCAAAUUUUUUUCAUCCAACUAUAAAACAUUACUUACUUUUAACCUAGCUGAAACUCUACCUCGGGGAGAUAGGAUCUUGCAAACCCUGUCAAACAGCUUAACGAAUUCAACUGCUGCUUCUGGUAAACGUGAUAUUUCUGCAAAUGUAGAAAGAAAAAAGCAAUCAGCAGUGUCUCCUGCAGCAGUAGUGGCACUCUUCUGUCUUGGAUUCAAAUCAAAAAAGGCGGCUGAUAUCUAUGAAGAAACAACUGCUGUUUGUGAUAUCCGAGUUGGUGAGAUAAAUCCCUUGGACAUGGCAGUAAAACAAUCCCUUCUGGACACUGGAAAAGCAGAAGCUGCACAGGCAACUGUGGACCAAGUGAAGGUGGAGGGGAUCGAUACAAAUGUUGCAGUUAUGAAGGAACUACUAUUCCCAGUCAUCGAAUCUGCUAACCGACUACAACUUUUAGCCUCGUGGAAAGACUUCUAUAGAUCAACAGCAUUUUUGAUACUCGGCUGUUUUGUGAUUAUAAGGGGGUGGAUCCAGUACUUAUUGCCGACCAUUUUUCUGUUCAUUGCAAUCAUUAUGCUCUGGCGUAGACAUUUCAGAAAGGGAGGAGCAUUAGAACCCUUCACAGUAAGACCUCCCCCAAAUCGAAAUGCAGUAGAGCAACUACUGACAUUGCAAGAAGCCAUUACACAGUUUGAAUCACUUAUUCAAGCUGGAAAUAUUGCGCUACUAAAAAUAAGAGCUCUUCUACUGGCUAUAUUACCACAGGCUACAGAGACAGUUGCCCUAUUUCUAGUUUUCAUAGCUGCAGUGUUUGCUUUUGUUCCUCCAAAGUACAUAUUAUUGGUGAUAUUCAUCGAGUGUUACACAAGGGAGAUGCCAUGUAGGAGAGAAAGUAGCAAAAGAUGGAUAAGGCGGUUUAGAGAAUGGUGGAUCAGAAUACCUGCUGCUCCUGUUGAACUCGUUAAGCCUGAAGAGUGCAAGAAAAGAAAAUGAUAAUGGGUUACUCGAUACUUCCAAAGGUUCACAAUAUUUUCGGUGCAACCAUUACCAAUAUUCUGAUUUUUUAUUUUUUUUAAUUCUUUUGUCUAUUGAUUCAUUUUGUUUUUGGCAUUAAGUUGUAUAUUCUCUUGCCUCUUUUGUAUUUCCCCCCAUUCAAUAUCAAACCCGAGGUAACUUGAGAGUUGAAAAGUCUUGAUCCGUGUCAUGGAGUUUCCUUUCAACAUGCAUUGCUUUCUAAAUCUUAAGGUAAUAGACGGAAUCAUGGUGUUACAAA